GUAAGGAUUAAUUGUUUAUGAGAUCACUGAAUGAAACAUUCUCUUCAACAUUAUAUAUUUUAAUAUGCAUGAGAAUUAACUCAAUGAAUAAAGUUAGCCUCAUCAAUCACAUUGGCUGUAAGAGCUUAUUGCUUAAAGUAAUUCAAUCAUUUAUAAAUUUAUACCAAGGAAUAUUUUCAGUUCUGUGAAAAAUUAUACAUAGCUUGUAGCCAUCCUCUUAAAGACAUAUAAAAUCUAAAAUGUACUUUUCUACUGGUGCUUUCUAUUCAUUGUACUUUACAAAUUUAAUUAUCAUCAGAUCCAAUAUAAAUGACAUGAGAAUUACAAACCAAGCAACUAUAUUUCAUCUUCUUUAUAUGAGUUUACAUUCAGUAUUUUGCAAACCCUGAAAGCUAAGUUGAAGUCAAGUGGUAUCAAACAUAGUUAGACAUUAUAUCUGAAUUUUAAGUUACAGUUGAAUUAAUUCAGCUGCCGGGAGGAGAGAUUAAAAAUAAAAGAGAGACAGUUGGAAGAAAACAGAUUAAAGAACAGCACAGAGCAAUAUAUAGAAUAAAGACACAAAAUACCGUAGUCAAAAACUGAGGAUAAACAUAUUCUCUGGUUCUAAUUAUGUCCUUCAGCUAUCCAAUAAAUAUAGCUCUAAUUCUGUCAUUUGCAUAAGGCUUAAGCCAUCUAAAAUUAAUCUUUAUAUGGUUAUUGCAGAAUAAACAUUCAAGAGUUAGGUUACACAAGUUAUUUAUUGAUUAAUUUUUGGGUAUUUUUGAACUUACUAAAGCAGGACUUUUAAGAACCAACCAUAGUUAAAAGGAAAUGAAAAAGAACAGGUGCCUUCCACAGUAGCUGAUUAAUUACUAUCAAGGAUUAAAGUGUAUAGGAAAACAUAUGGUAAGGAUUUAAACAAGACGACAGAUGUAUUUGUAUCAGGAACUUAUCAGAUAAACCUCUAGAAUUUAGUGAGUAGACAGAAUAAUUACUCUAUUUGAAUGGUGAUCAGUGCAAUUGGCAAGGAUUGAUGGCUUUAUAAUUACAUAAUAAAUUAUUAUAUGCAGUGCUCUUUUCCCUGUAGCUACAACCAUUAUUUAAAAGAUAAGUCUAAUAUAUUUUUUCCAACAUAUCUGGUAACUCAGCUAUUUUCUUCUGCAAGAUAGCAAGUUUGCAUGUCCCACAUUUCUAGGGGGAAAAAAUUAACACAGUAAGUCCAUAUUUUAGACAGCAACGUAGUUUUAGACGUUUAUAUCCACCUUUCCUUUAGGAAUGCAAUUUAUUGCUUUUCCUAUCCCCUAACAUAUGCCCUGCAAGGUACUUAAGGCUGAGAAAAGUAAUAGUCUCAAAGUUGCCCAGUUUAGCUUCCAAAGCACAGGGUGAAUUGGGAUGUGUGCGUGUCCCAGGUUCUCCAGGACCAGGUGAAGGCAGGCCACCCAACGCGGGACUGGAUAAACAAGCCAAGCACUUCAGCCCCUGGCUUUCAGCGCUCAGAAAGUCCGUGUACUUGAAUAAAAUACAGCGCUAAAUACACCGACACUCGAUGCAGUGGGACGUUUUUUUAACCUUCCUCUCCGUUUAAAGUACGUUUUACAUACGGCGAAGUUCCGCGAAGCGAGCGCUUUUUAAGCUUAAAGGUUGCCCUCCCCGCAGUACAUUAUUUGGGAAAUGCCCUUUGUGAAAGGGACCUGCCCGACAGGCUUUUACAUUGGCCGCAGCGCCUUCGGAGGCUUUCACACAGCACGUGGCUUCGGUUUGCCACCUUCUCGCCCCCGGCGCCACCCAAGGAGACCAAAUGGCAAGAAGCGAGAGGAGCCGAUUCCAACGGAAUUCCUCGAAGACAGACAAAAUGGAAUGAUAACUUGGGUGAACGUCAAUGAAUAAAGCCCCUUCUGCAAAUGUAGGGCAGAAGGCCAAUGGUGCAAACAGUAUGGCCCUAAUGAACGGACAGACCAGUAAUAUUAAUAUUGUAGCUACUGCUUCAGAGAAGAGUAGCAGCUCAGAAUCAUUGAGUGACAAAGGUUCUACUGAAUUGAAGAAAAGUUUUGAUGCAGUAGUUUUUGAUGUUCUGAAAGUUACACCUGAGGAAUAUGCAGGCCAGAUUACACUCAUGGAUAUUCCAGUAUUUAAAGCUAUUCAACCAGAGGAACUGUCAAGCUGUGGUUGGAAUAAAAAGGAAAAAUAUAGUUCAGCACCAAACGCAGUUGCUUUUACAAGAAGGUUCAACCAUGUAAGCUUUUGGGUGGUUAGGGAGAUUCUUCAUGCACAGACAUUGAAAAUAAGAGCUGAAGUCCUAAGCCACUAUAUCAAAACUGCUAAGAAACUUUAUGAACUAAAUAAUUUACAUGCUCUUAUGGCUGUGGUUUCUGGAUUGCAAAGUGCCCCCAUCUUCAGGUUGACUAAAACAUGGGCGUUACUGAGCCGAAAAGACAAAGCUUCUUUUGACAAACUGGAAUACAUAAUGAGCAAAGAGGACAAUUAUAAAAGACUUAGAGACUAUAUUAGUAGCUUGAAGAUGACUCCUUGUAUUCCUUAUUUAGGUAUUUAUCUCUCAGACUUGACAUAUAUUGACUCAGCAUAUCCAUCAACAGGAAGUAUUCUGGAAAAUGAGCAGAGAUCAAACUUAAUGAAUAAUAUUCUUAGAAUAAUUUCAGACUUACAGCAGUCUUGUGAAUAUGAUAUUCCUGUGUUGCCUCAUGUUCAAAAGUACCUGAAUUCUGUUCAGUAUAUAGAGGAACUUCAGAAGUUUGUGGAAGAUGAUAAUUAUAAACUUUCAUUAAAAAUAGAACCUGGGACCAGUACCCCACGUGCCACUGCAUCUCGUGAAGAUUUAGUUGGUCCUGAAGUGGGUGUUUCUCCCCAAACGGUGCGAAAGAAUGCUACUGCUGAAGGAGCAUUGCUACCACCAACUCCUCCAUCUCCUAGAAACCUGAUGCCUCAUGGGCAUAGAAAGUGUCACAGUUUGGGAUACAAUUUCAUUCAUAAAAUGAACACAGCAGAAUUUAAAAGUGCAACAUUCCCAAAUGCAGGACCAAGGCAUCUUUUAGAUGAUAGUGUCAUGGAACCACAUGCUCCAUUACGGGGGCAGGCAGAGAGCUCCACCCUUUCCAGCGGAAUUUCAAUAGGUAGCAGUGAUGGUUCAGAGCUUAGUGAAGAAACUUCUUGGCCAGCAUUUGAAAGGAACAGAUUAUACCAUUCUCUUGGUCCGGUGACAAGAAUAGCACGAAAUGGCUAUUGGAGCCACAUGAAGGGCAGCAGUUCUGCGGAGUCGGAAGAUUUAGCUGUUCAUUUGUAUCCAGGAGCCGUUACUAUUCAAGGGGUUCUUAGAAGAAAAACUUUGUUGAAAGAGGGGAAAAAACCAACAGUAGCUUCUUGGACCAAAUACUGGGUGGCUCUAUGUGGAACACAGCUUUUCUACUAUGCUGCAAAGUCUUUGAAGGCUACAGAGAGAAAACAUUUCAAAUCUACACCAAGUAAGAAUGUGUCAGUAGUGGGUUGGAUGGUUAUGAUGGCUGAUGAUCCAGAUCAUCCGGAUCUUUUCCUACUCACUGAUUCUGAAAAAGGCAAUUCAUACAAAUUUCAAGCUGGAAACAGAAUGAAUGCAAUGCUGUGGUUCAAGCAUCUAAGUGCUGCCUGCCAAAGCAACAGACAACAGGUUCCUGCCAAUUUAAUGACUUUUGAGUGACCAGCUACUGCAGAAUUUGAUUCAAGAAUUUGAUCCAUCCACUUUUGAAUGCUAUUUCAUGAUCUGAGAAGUCCUGUUGAAGGCACGCCAGCUGUACUUCUGACUAGGAAGUAAAUAGAAGUUCUGAAUAAAAGCACUAAGAUUUCAGGGAAUGGAAUGUGACAUGAACUACCGUGAGGCUUGCUGCUAUUCAAUAUUCUCUGAACUGACUUGUGGAAACCACUGCCUUAAAGAAUGAAAGGUUAUCCAACAUGAAACACCAAAUUUGUGUGUGUGUGUGUGUGUGUGUGUGUGUGUGUGUGUGUGUAAAACCUCUGACGGUGCUGUGCUUAGGUUAAGUAGGUUGUAGCUAGUUUGUAUUUGUGUUUACUUUGUUACAAUUUAAUUUUAAAGCCCUGCUUUUUGCAGCUUUUCUUGUUGUAAAAAGGAGUACAUCUGAAACUUAAGGGUGUUUCAAGAGGUGUUUGUGCAAGGGGAUAGCCUGUGUUUUCUUGAAAAAUAUGCAGCUUAUAUCUGUGUCCCUCUGUAUUAGCUCUUGUGCUCAGCUAAUUGAGGACACGGUAUAAUUAGUUUAGCUUAGAAUGUAACAACUGUAAUAUAUGCAAAUUUAUCUUCUUUUUAUAAAGCACUGACUUUGCAGAAUUUGAUACUACAUGAGGUUUUUCUUUUUUGCAAGUGACACAAGAGCCAAUAUAUUCAUUCUUUUUUUGAGAGAGAGAGAGAGAGAGAGAGAUCUUGGUUGUCAGUUUCAAGGAAGCUCUGGGAAACAUCAGGAGGUCAGAACUGAGCAUUUAAUCUCAACAUAUUUUCAGACAAAACACCCUCAUUUCUCCAAGAAACAGUUUACAUACACAUUGUAUGCUUUUCCACAAGCACAUUUACCCCUGAAAAUCUUUAUUGCUGCCUAUUAAAUAUUGUUUUACAGAUGAAAACCUUAUAUUUUCCUUUUUGUAGAAGAAGCACAUGAUUGGGAUUAGGAAUUUUUUCAUUUCUUUUAUGACAGAGCUGGAAGCCAUCUCUCUGUAGCAUAAAUUUAUUUGUGUAUAGUUUGCAAAAGUCACCUCCUACAAAAUCUGAAAAAUCUGCAAGUCAGUGGUGGGAUUAAUUACAAGUAGGUUUAGUUUAGUGUAAGAAAAGAUAGGUUGACAUGUCACAUAUUUCCUUUAAAAAACAGCCUACCACCACAUGAGAUAAUUUGUAAAGAAAUUCAUGCUCUAAAAAUUUGUCUGUGUUACUGUGAUAGCAUGAUACUUUGAAUUAGACAAUUUCAGAGCCUUCACAUGGUAAUAAUUUUAAUCACAAGAAAACAAGGUCAGUUGAAAUCAACUUCAUCAGUGCUAUAGUCCAGUUAAUAAGAAUAUAUAUAUAGACUGAAGUUAUAAAGAGUAACUCAAAUUAAUGUGUGCGUAGAAUGUCACUGGUUCGUGUAUCUAAAGGAUAUGUUUUCUAAAAGGCUUUUUCCUGCUAGUAGGAUAGGCAAAAAUGGCAGCUGUCCACAGAAGGAAAUAAUAAGGUUGACAUAAAACUUUCAUGCAAAGUACAAUGAAAAAAAAUGGGGACAUUAAAAUUAUCCACUUUUAAAAUCUGUUUCUGUUGUUCCUGCCAAAAAGAAGUUCACAAUAUAUUUAAAUUUUGGAUUCUUGGGGAAUUAAUACUCAGUUCUGACCUUCUAGUGAUAUUUGUUAUAAAAGGAGACCUUGCAUGUUCUUGACUUGCUUAGUUUACACAUCUGCCAAUAAAUAACACAGGAUGUUUCAAGGGAACAUCUUUAUAGCCAGCAGUAUUACUAUAUAGAGUUUGCACAAUUUGAUUUCCACUUUUCAGAGUUUAAAAAAAGCAUCCCAUUUUUUAAUGUUGUGGAAUGGAAUCCUGUGGAAUUCGUUUGUUCUAAAAAAAGUGCAGAAGAUCCAAUUGAUCACCAUUCUUAUGAGUAGAAAGAUGCAACUGCAAACCACAGCUUAAUUAGGUAUAGAGUUUUGAAAGAUAAAAGGUCGACUCAUGCCAGUUUUUCAUAUGAUGUCUACUAUGGUUAGUUUUGGCAUGUUGAAUGAGUACUUUUGAACAUUUACAAUAUUUGAUUCAGAUUAUAAAACAUCAUACAUAUUUUCUGAGAUACAUCAUUUUUGAAGCUUAUGUAACAUUUUCACAACUAAUUUGUUACGUCAAAAUGUUUCUCAAAAGGAAAUGGAUGGUUUGGAAGGGAGCACACACAAAAGUAGGCACAUGCAUCAGCUCAAAACCAGGUUGGAAACUUGUUUUUGCCCAAUAGACUAAAUACCGAAAACAGCAAAAAGUAGUAAAAAUUUCAACAAAUAUAAAUAUAUCUGUUUAAAAGCUUUACUUAGCCUAUGUCCUGUAAAUAGCAAAUUGGGGUAUUAUACUUUUACAGCUUUUGGCUUUCUCAUACACAUUUUGCAGUUUUUGUAUUUAUUUGUUUUGAUUUAAUCUAUUUGAAAAAAAACUUUCAAACCUUGAAGCAUUCCAGAUUUUAUGGUAGUUUUAAAGGUUGCACUUAUAAAAAGAUCUAUUUAAUUUCUAACAAUUUGCUUCAUUCAUCAGUUAAAUCUCAGUAAUGUAAAAUUUUAUAGUUCAUACUAUGAAUAAUAUGCUUUAAUAAUAAUUUAAAAAAUGCAUCAGAAAAUCUAAAUACUGUUUGAGUGUGAAUGAAGCAUUUUGUUUGGUAGUACAAGUUUCUUCUAAUUAAUUGAGCUAGAUACAUAGAUGCUAAUAUUAUCAGGGAUUGUUUUUAUAAUAAUUAAUAGAAAAUAGAACAAGUUCCAUUUUUACUAUAACAAAAAACACUGGAUUUUUGGUAUAUAAAGACAUAUUCCACUAAAAUAUAUUUUAAUAUUUCAUCUAAACACAAAUCAAGUUGCAAGAAAUGUUUAAUUCUAAAAGGCAAGAUCGGUUACAAGAAACACUAAUCUGGUCGGUUCAACUGUGAAAUGCCUUAUAUGUUUUCAUUUCAUACAUGAACACACACACACACACACUACACACCACACACAGACUGUUUCUUCAUCUUGCAUACUGUAAAUGAAGAAUCUCUAUUGCAUAUGCCCAACUGAGCCUUAGUUAGAAACUUUCUGAUUUCCUCUCAUUUUUAUAAAAUGCAGGGGUCAUGGGUUCUGAGUAUCUCACUACUCGUUAUUCUGAAAAGUUGAUAGCAGUUUCUCAGAUUUCAGUUAGCCCACAUGAAGCUGGUUGAAUAAUACUGUCAGACUACUUUGUAAAAUAUCAGCUGAGAAGAUUUUCCUUGUAAUGAAAUUUUAACUUGCACUGCUUCAUGCACAAAUGAUCCACACACACUUUUCUAUAUACAUUAAGACAUGGAUAAAGCUGCUUUUCAGAACACAUUAGAUGAAAUGAAAAAGUUUGUUUCAGCUAUUUAUCUAAAUUGUAUUUGAACCAUAGAACAUUUACUCUAGAUAUUUUAUAGACAUACUAUUUUCAAAUAGGGUUAAGUGAGCUUUUUGGAUUUUUUCCUAAUUUUGUGGCAUAUUCCUGUACCCUUGUGUCAGAUCAACCAAAUAUGUGGCAAAUUAGGUUUCCUUGUAAUGCAAGCAUCAAGUGGCUCAAGUUGCAUCUUUCUUCCUCAUAUUUUUGUGCAUAUUGCUUUUUUCAGUUGUUAGCAUUCUUAAAACUUAAUUUUCUAAUUUGGAAUAUUAUAUUUUAUGAAAACUUGAAGACACUAAAAUUUGAAGUAAAGAAUCAUUUUUACUUUCUCUGAAAAGUCUAUCUGGCCUAGGUUUGGGGAGUUUUGAGUCACUCUCUUUUCCCAUUUAAAAAUGGCCUGUAUCCAACCUUAAAAUUUACAUUUAAAAAUAAGACAGAAACAGAAUAUUCAUUCAGAGGAGUGUAACAUUUCCUGCUCAUCAUGAGAUGAGCCUUUUAUAUCUAUAUAAGAUUUUUGCCAGUGCCUUAAUUACCAGUUUGAAAGACCAAGGUGGCAAUCCACCAAGUAUUAUUUCUAUGCAUUCCACUACUCAUGUAAAUUGGGCUUUGCAGAAACUCCAAUUAAAUAACUGGAAUUGUUCAGCCAGUAGAAAAGCUUAAUUUUUCUUUGCUUAUUUCUGUUUUGAAAGUCAAGCUUUAUGUUCAGUAGACCCAGUAAAAAACCCUUUUAAUUUGAAUAAGUUUUGGUUCAUUGAUUUUAUACAAGGAAUUUUUGUGCAUUUGUGAGCCAGUUCACACUUUUGCAUAAACUCCUCUGUAUGUGACCUAGGCAACAGGACUAGGCAAUGGAUGCCUCAAGUAUUCCUUCAGACCCUCCUCUCACCAUCAUCACCAAUGCAAGAUCUUGCCCUGGAAGUGCAAGUUUCACUGAAUCAUUUAAUUAAUUUUGUAAAAAUCCAUUUUGAAACUGCAAGAUAGAAACCAGUUUUUAAAGAAUCAGUUAUACAUGAGGAGCUAAUAUAUUUCUUUCUAAACUGUAUAAUAUCUGAAUUUUGAGAAAUAAAUUUUCAGCAAGACUAAGAAAACUUAAAUUCUGAAGGCCAUGACUAUUAGCUCUCUAGGUUAAUUUUUCCACAUAUAUGAUAGAGGAGAAUUGAACAACAGGAUUUAUAAUUGAAUGCAACUUAAAUAGCAAGAGUUAAGUCUUUUGCAAAGAUACUGGACCAUACACAGACUAUAGUGAAGAGUGUGAAAGCAUAUUACAGUCUAAGGUUUUUCACAACUUUCUGAAACAAAGCUGCAGACAUAUCAACAUGUUUUAUGAGUUCAGGUGUCAUUGAAAAUCUUAAAUGAAAUGUGUCCAAAGCCUCUUCUUUGCAGUGGACAAAUCGGCACUUCUUUCCCUGAAAAAAAUAUUUAUUUUUAUUACUAAUUAAUGGGCUUACUUUACCAUAAACGUAUUAGAAGAUGUGGAAAAGGGGGAUUUUAGUGAAAUCUUGUCUUUUUGUAUCUCUUAAUAAUAACGUAAUUUAUAGUUAUUCACAUCCUUAAGAACUUCACUUAUGUAAAAACAUGCAAAGUCUACAUUAUGCUACACACAAGCCAUUUUAGUAUAUUUUCCUCCAUUUGACCUCAAACUAUUUUGAUGGGGGUAAAUGCACUAUGACCUCUAUGAGUGAUGUGCAGUUUAGCUGUUCCUUGUCCUUUUUUCUUAGUUUUUUAAAAUAUUUUACCACGUGUGUAUGUUUGAACUGUGUGUUUACAUAAGCUGUUUCAAGAUAGCUUAAUGUAUGAACUUAAAAUGGAUUUUUUCCUACUGAAAUAAAUUACUUAAAAUUUG
This is a messenger RNA of Ahaetulla prasina, 8903 nucleotides long. RefSeq names its product Ral GEF with PH domain and SH3 binding motif 2 (gene RALGPS2). Gene Ontology annotation, cellular component: plasma membrane. Bases 1859 to 3667 code for a protein of 602 amino acids. Lineage: Eukaryota; Metazoa; Chordata; Lepidosauria; Squamata; Colubridae. The transcript is spliced from 20 exons. The record is from RefSeq and is a predicted model, not a curated record. Gene Ontology annotation, molecular function: guanyl-nucleotide exchange factor activity. Gene Ontology annotation, biological process: Ras protein signal transduction; positive regulation of GTPase activity.